This is a messenger RNA of Cherax quadricarinatus, 2742 nucleotides long. The record is from RefSeq and is a predicted model, not a curated record. NCBI's taxonomy places the organism in Eukaryota, Metazoa, Arthropoda, Malacostraca, Decapoda, Parastacidae.
GUGUUGAUAGUAAGAAGAUUAUGGAGAAACUUCAGCAAAUUCAGGGUUACAUCCAACAGACAACCACGGCAAUGACAGCACUUGAACAACAAGGCGACACGAGUAACAUAGGCAAGUACAACACAUUGGUCAAGGUACUGCGUGACCUCAAGGACUCAGAGACUAAGCUGAAAGCUCAUCUUGAAGCUGCCAAGAAAUCAGAGGCUGCUGCUCAAGUAGCCAAUGGAUGUCAGAACAAUGAGUCAGUUACUUCACCAGUCAAUGGAGGUGAAGAAACGGAGGAAGAAAUUCACAACACUGGUGGUAACAGAGUGGUGGGAGUUGUUGGCCCUGGGAAUGUUGCAACUCUGCAGGAGCGAUUAGCUGCUAGUCAAGAGGAAUCUGCUGCGAUCAUGGGCCGAAUGAGGGCGAGUAUUGCCCGCCGGGAAGACCUUAUGGUCCGUUACAAGGCUACUCGUGAGCGAUUAGAAAAUCUCAAGAAGCAGCAACAAAAUAUGCGGAAUCAGGAGGAGCAACAAGUGCAGCAACAAACAGGGGAAAAUGAAUCAGGAUAUGAGGACCCAAUCCCAGGAGUUGAAAAUUGGUCUGUGGAUGAAAUUAGACAAGGCCUUGAAGAAUUUCAGUCUCUUCUUGACAAAGUGGAACGCCUACAAGGAAUGUACGCAAUAAAAGCUCAGAAUGUGGACCCAGAUGAUGAGGAAGCUCAGACAGCUGUGGCCAGUAAGCUGGGUCAGCUUGCAUCAAAGCGACGAUUGCUGGUUGAUACAGUCGCAAGAUUGCGUAGAAUUCAGCGGCAAAGUCAGGAUGAUCAGCAAGCUGAUUCUGGGGAUGGUCCAGCAAGAUCUCAGAGAAACUCCACAGUGCCAGUUGAGACACCAGACAGUAAUCAGGGCACAUCUACCGAACGACUUGGAGAAAUUCACUCUACAACUUCAGAAGCAACUCCAAGAACUUCCAUUCAUGCCAAUGAUGAAAUUUCUCAGAUAAAUAUGAAUUCUACAGCAAGCAAUGUUGCUGAGGUAUCAGAUGAAAUAUUAUCAAGACAGAGGCAGCUACAGUCUCUACAAAAGCAGUUGGGUGACAUGAAAAAGCUUCUGGAUGUCACAACUGCUGCUCGAAAGGAGUGAUGCACAAAUACCAAGAAAUUGCCAAAGCCAAGGAAAGGCUUUCCAGAAUGGAGGAGGUGAUGGAAAUGAUUGCAAAUGCCAAGAGGAACAAUCAGAACUUGAGAGAAGUCAUCCCACCAGACUACUUGGCCCUCCUGGAGGAAGCUGAGAAGAUUUGAUAGAAGAGGAAAAUGAUGAUGGUGAGGUUCCUGCUCGAUCCCAUCGCCGCACUCAGCAGCCUCCUGUCCCACCCAAAGAUCGUAACCGUCACUCAGCUACUCGUCACCGUCGCCGUCAGGAUUCUGGCCGUUUUUCAGUAAACAACCUGACCACAGCCCACUCAGGACGUCCCAAACACAAUCGACUCCGGGGAAGUAGUGUACCCAAGGCUUCAUGGGAAUCAGUGGGCACAGUGGAAGGGGCCAGCUUCAAGUCUCCCUCCAACACAACACUGCAAGCACACCAGACUCUUGGUGCAGCCCUGUCACAGUUGAGCCAAGUGCAAGGAACAAUCAACAACCUGCAGGAGAGUCUGCGCCAAGAGCAGAAUCAAGUAUUAGGUACCCUUCCUAGCCCUUACAGCCAGUUUUUGCCACAGUACCUACCUGACAUUCCCUCUGCUGGUGUGACACCUUCGUCCUUGUCACAUGUUCCAGGGAUAGGAGUCACUACAAGUGGAGUUCAGGCCCUCACUCCUAUGUCUCCAUAUGCUGGACUGGGGUCAUUGGCAUUGGGUAGUCAAGCAGGUGGAAGUGAAACGGUUGGACAGCUAAACCAGCAGCUGAUGAUGGGACUUCAGCAGUGUUUCUCACAGCUCCACCUGCACUCUUUGGAAAUCCAGGCCCUGAGCAAGCACCUUCAGCUCCUUGAUAGAAGGGAUCAAGUGGACUCAGUUCCAAUGCCUGAUUCUGGAAAUGGACGAGUUGACAGAAGAAGAGGAAGGGCUGGAACUAGGAGGAGUGAGGAAGAGGAGGAUGAAGAGGAAGAUGAUGAUGAUGAGGAGGAAGUGACAGCUGGAACUCGUCCAUCAUACCCACUGCAUCACAAUCUUCUUGCUGCCUCACUUACCCGGGAUGGAAAGGAAAGUGUAUCUCGUGUGCCACAGUCUCUCUCUUACCCCUUGUUCCUCAGCCAACCUGGUGAAGAAGGUCACUCAACAGGUGUCACAAACCCUAUAUAUGGUCGUUUAGGAGACAUAAGAGACCAGCCAGGAACUUGGGGCUCUCAAGCUCCAACACCUGGUACAGAGCAGCCCUCUGAGCAACUAGCCUCCAUGCUGGGAGUAGCUGGAAUUGUAGACAAUAGUCCAUCACAUCCUCUGCUGCACUUAGAUCGUAUGAGUGAGGAGAGGCCACAGUCGCAACCUCCAGAGGACCACCACUGGUCAACAUUAACCUCUGCACAUCCACUUCAUCAUCAGACUACAGAUCUUCUCAAUAACCAGGUUCCUCCUGGGACUAGAGCCAACAACUAUUGGGACAAUUUCCGCAGCUAUUCUCGGCAAAACCUCCUCUCCACAACUACCAAGAGCAAUACUAGUGACCAUCACCCAGCAUCUACCACUUCCACCUCUGCUGCAGUACCCAGUGGCUCAGCAGGUCUUCACCAGGUAUGCUAUUGAUACUUAAAUCUGCUU